AUAGCUGGUGGUGGUGGGCGGGCACGAGAGUGUGCAUGUGCAAGUGUGAGCGCGGCGCGCGUUCGUGUGUUCGAGUUACGGCGCCGCGCGUGCGAGUGCGUGCGCGUAGACGACCCGAAGGAACCAACCGGCGGCCCCAGUCGACGGGAUCCGCACGAACGCCUGUCGCCUGUCGCCUGCUCGUAAGUGCACACAACUCUCCGUGACAGCAUCGUCCUGUGAAAUUGGGUCGGUCGGUCGAAAAAUACGCGUUUGGUACCUAAUCGAAUCGCGCCCGCCAACGAUAUCGUCGUUAUAACAAUAAUAAUAUUGACAAGUAACCCACACACAGUCCAUCCGAGGAACGAUCCGAUCAAAUUGUCCGUUAAAUGGCUUUUCUGAAACUAUCCACAUCCCGUAAGUGCAGUCAAUUAUUAUUGCAAGAGCCGCUCAGAAACGACGUGUACGCUCGGCUCGUUCGGUCGCUGACCACCACAUCCAAUGGAUCCGCUGAACAGCACCAACAGCGCAGGAACAGCAGCGCGGUGUCCGGCCCGGCGGCCGGCGUCGUCGACGCGAAGCCCAAAUGGGACCCACUGGACACGUCGUUCGCCAACCCAGAGGCCACGUUUAAGAGCAAGACCACCUGGGAGAUAUUUAGAGCUUACAUAGUGUACCAGCUAUGCUCGUCCAGUUACCUUGUCGAGAACAACAUGCAGCUCAUGAAACUUUGCAAAGCUGUUUUUGGUGAAAAAUUAUUUACCCUUAUAAUGAAAAUGACAUUUUAUGGUCAUUUUGUUGCGGGAGAAGAUCAAUAUCGUAUUGUUCCUACAUUGAAACGUUUAAGAUCUUUUGGUGUUAAACCAAUAUUAGAUUAUUCUGUUGAAGAAGAUAUUAGUCAAGAAGAGGCUGAAAAACGUGAAGUUGAAUCAAGCAUGUCAGAAAUUGAAAAAAGAGACCAAGACGCUGCUCAAAAAGAAGAUUCUGUUACAGCGGAAACAAUUGGAGGUUCUUUACCACAGUACCACGUGGAUAAACAAUUCGCAGAUAGAAGGUACAAGGUGCAGAGUGCUCGAACCUAUUUCUACCUUAAUGAAGCUACUUGUGAACGUAAUAUGGAAGUAUUUCAAAACUGCCUACAUGCAGUAGCUGGUGCUACAUAUGGAACAGGAAUUACAGCAAUCAAAUUAACAGCACUUGGACGUCCUCAACUUUUGUUGCAAUUAUCAGAAGUAAUCAUGAGAGCUCGUACGUUAGCUAGUGAAAUUAUGGGUGGCAAAGGUAAUGUAAUUGGUCAACAUCUCACUCUUGAAGAAUUAGAUAAACGUUUGUUUCAAGCUGGAAUCAAGGACACAAAAAAGUUUUUGGAAAAAGUCACCAAGGACAGUCAAGGUGUAAUUCAUUUAUUUCCAUGGAGUGGUUUGUUAGAUGAAAAUUCUGAACUAAGCGAUUCAUUCCGUGUUCCUUGCUUGAAAGAAGGUCGUAUGGUCAGACUAUUAUCUCAACUAUCUAAAAAAGAAGAGGAAAUGUUCCGUAAUAUGGUUCAUCGACUUAACACAUUAGUUCAAACUGCUAAAGACUUAGAUGUCCGUAUAAUGAUUGAUGCUGAACAAACAUAUUUUCAACCAGCUAUAUCUAGAUUGACUCUUGAAUUGAUGCAAAAGUAUAAUACAGAAAAAGCUAUUGUGUUUAAUACAUACCAAUGUUACCUAAAAGAAACACUUAAUGAAGUCAAGACUGAUUUAAAUCAAGCUAAGAGACAAAAAUUCUAUUUUGGAGCCAAACUUGUAAGGGGUGCUUAUAUUGAUCAGGAGAGAGCAAGAGCUGCAGCAUUGGGUUAUGCUGAUCCAACCAAUCCAUCUUAUGAAGCCACCACGGAAACUUAUCAUCAAACGCUGACUGAGUGUUUAACGCGCAUCAAGUCACUGAAAGAUCAAGGUGAUGUUUGCAACAAGAUUGGUAUUAUGGUCGCAUCCCAUAAUGAAGAUACUGUACGUUUCGCAUUAUCACAAAUGCAAGAAAUUGGAAUCUCUCCUGAAGAUAAAGUAAUCUGCUUCGGACAACUGCUUGGCAUGUGUGAUUUCAUUACGUUCCCCUUGGGCCAAGCAGGAUAUUCGGCGUACAAGUAUAUACCGUAUGGCCCAGUCAACGAAGUGCUACCAUAUCUGUCUCGUCGAGCUAUGGAGAACAAGGGUGUUCUAAAGAAGUUAGCAAAGGAAAAAACAUUACUGAGAAAAGAACUAUUCAGACGCAUACUGCGUGGACAGUUUUUCUACAAACCUAUUGGCAAUUACACGCCAGUUUAAGAACGAAAUAUAAGCCUUAAUAUCAUAUAGUAAGCGCAAGUCUCUCUAAUGGUAUGCCGAUUAGUCUUAUGUUAUUACUAUUUUCCCUCCAAUAUAAACUUAACCUAAUUGUAUGACCGAUUAGAUCUGAAUAGACAGUACUUUUCAGUAUUA
This is a messenger RNA of Melanaphis sacchari, 2438 nucleotides long. It is a transcript of the gene slgA, whose product is annotated as proline dehydrogenase 1, mitochondrial. The record is from RefSeq and is a predicted model, not a curated record. Lineage: Eukaryota; Metazoa; Arthropoda; Insecta; Hemiptera; Aphididae. The transcript is spliced from 11 exons. Gene Ontology annotation, cellular component: mitochondrion. Gene Ontology annotation, molecular function: FAD binding; proline dehydrogenase activity. The coding region runs from base 369 to 2285 and encodes 638 amino acids.